Chara braunii is the source of this 2549-nucleotide messenger RNA. NCBI's taxonomy places the organism in Eukaryota, Viridiplantae, Streptophyta, Charophyceae, Charales, Characeae. The record is from the annotation of a GenBank genome assembly.
GGCUGUGCCGAAGGGCCAGAGAGAGUAUUAGCUGAGGUGUCGGCUAUGCUCGACCAUUUGGAGGGGCACGAGCACAUGAGCAGUUGAGCACUUCAUGAAGAUGCUUAAGUUGUGCCCUUCCCGGACAGGGGAGAUUGUGCAUAAGCUGGUGGCCCAAAGGGCGAAGGUGCUGCCAAGCGACAAGAAGACUCACUACCUAUUGCAGAACUACCGGCAACUGCACAACAACAAUUUUUUGAACUUCGACACCACUCUCAAACUGCACGAGCUGUAUUUGGAGGUGGCCAGAGCACGACCGAAGGUAAAAUUGCCUUCUGCGAAGCACAUUCGGACGCUAAUGAUCGACUUCAUCUUUUUGCGCAUUCAAAAGCAAGUGCAGCCUCUGACUGCAUGCUGGGAUGUCACGGGUUGCACUUUCAUCACGGACGGUUCGACCGAUCGGAGGGAAAAACCUGUCAUGAAUUUCUUGGCGGCGAGGGAGCAGGGAGCGGUGCUGGUGGCAACGAUGUCGAUGGAUGGAAAGAAGAAGACCGGACCAGCGCUGUCCAAACUUUGGGAGAAGAUAAUGAGGGAGAUCGGGCUGCAACGCAUCAAUGCGAUUUGCACCGACAAUGCGGAGAUGAACAAGAAGGCCGCGCAAAUUUUGGAGAGGCGCACGGACUUGGCGGUUUCACGGAUACCUUGGGUUCCGUGUGUUGAGCAUUGUUGCAGCUUGCUGCUACGGGACAUCAGCAAGUUGGAUUGGAUCAAGGGCACGGUGAAGCGGAGCCACACCAUUGUCAAGUUUACACGGAACCACCACUGCACACAUAGCCUAAUGAUGUCGUUGGAUGACUCAUUAUCGCUCUUGCGACCGACCGAGGUCCGUUUUGGGUCGGUCUACAUGAUGAUGGAGCGGUUGUACGAUCGGAGGGCGAUUUUGAAGCAGAUGGUCGAACGGAGCCUAGUCGGGAGAUGGAAGGCGAUGCUGUGGUCGACAACCAAACUGCAGUCCAAAGCGGAUCUUAUCUUCUUCACAUUGCGGAAUGAGGGUUGGUGGCCCGAGUUGAAGAAGGUGGUGGAGGUGAUGGAUGUAUGUAUUGCUUCGGAGGAUGGACAAGGACGAGACUGCCCCGUCAAACCUUGUGGAGUACGACCGACUAACGGAGAGGAUGCUGGCGGAGGUCGUGCUGACGGAGGAGCAGCGACGUACGUCGCAGAUUCUAACACCAUCUCGCCAUCGGAGUGGUGGGCGACUCAUGGCGGCGAUGUGCCGCAGCUGCAGGCCAUUGCCAUGAAAGUAAUGGGCAUGUGGAGCACGGCGACUCCGGCGGAGCGGAAGUGGUCUUCGAUGGACUUGUUCCACUCGAAGCGACGGAAUCAGUUGAACCCCUCAACCUUGGAGAAGUUGGUCUAUAUUCACUGGAAUAUGCAACUGCUGCAUUCCGGGAAAAACUUAAAGGACGUCGGCUACAUCGACUUAUGGGCGCAGUUCUUCGAGUCUCUUCUGGAGCCUGAGGCGGACGAUGGUUCUAUUUUGAAGGACCCGGUGGAGGAGAAGGACAAGACGGAGGACAAGCUAGUGCGGGAACGGACCUUCAUCAAGACACUAAAGGGCCGGAUUCCGAAGAACCUCGAAGACGAGGAGGAGGAGGAGGAGUGCACCGACGACAACGACCUUGAUGAUGAGGGGAAGUUGAUGAGUCAUCAGACGAUGACUGAGUUGGGAAUCCCGCCGUCAAUCUCGUGCACUACAUAUGUCGGGAUGAGGGAAGCAGCACAGCGUCGUCGAGAACGGCUGCCCACAACACCAUCUCAAUGCACGGCGAACACCACAGCGCAUUACAACAUCCAAUCGGAUGUCGAGGUACCACAGACCGACACCGACAUGGAGAUGGUGCUUUGCCACGGUCCAAUCAACAAAGAUGAGGAGGAGGCCGACCGUGCACAGGCAUGGGUUAAUGCGGAUCAAGAACGGGUGCAAAGAAGGAUGAGGGAGGAGGAGGAGCGACGCGCAGCUAUACCAACCUGCAGAGAAUUGGAGAAACUGAAGAAGAAGGUUGGGGAGCAAGAAUCGGAGUCAGUGGGGAAUAUGGGUCGGCUAGAGGAGGAGAAAGAAGAGGCGAUCGGCCAGCGAGAGGAGGAGGCAGAACACGAGAUUGGCCAGCCACGGGAGGAAAAAAAAAAGAUGGAGGAGCAAGAGGAGGGAGAAGAAGAGGCUGGCAUGAAACAGCAAGAAGAGGAGGAAGAGGAGGGAGAAUAAGAGGCUGGCAUAGAGCAACGGGAGGAGGAGAUGGAACAGGAGCAAGGAGACGGCACAAAACAGCAAGAAGAGGAGCUGGAGGAGAGUGAGAACGAGCAGCAGUAGGAAAAGACGGCGAACAUCGAGGAGGAGCAGCCUGCACCGACGACCGUGUACAAGCGUCGGAAGUAAACUGUGGAGGCUGCUGGCUCACCGGAGAAACUUCCACGUGGCAGGCCUCGGAAGAACGCGACUGUCGGUCCGGCUGCAAAGCCAAAAAAAAAAAAAACAGCGGUGCAAGGCUCGCAAACAAAUUGUUUGCCGAAGA